GGGGGCGUCACGGAGCUGUCACUUCGGUUUGACACAGACUAACGAAAUCAGCAGAUCCAUCUAUCCAUACCCAGGAAGAGAUCCAAGUGAAAGCAAAAGUUGUAGGGGAAAAAAUGCAGUACAACCAUUUGGGAAGAUCAGGAUUGAAGGUGAGCACGCUCUCGUUCGGCGCGUGGGUGACCUUCGGGAACCAGCUCGAUGUGAAGGAGGCGAAGUCGAUUCUCCAGUGUUGUCGCGACCAUGGCGUCAAUUUCUUCGAUAACGCCGAGGUUUACGCCAAUGGCAGAGCCGAAGAGAUCAUGGGUCAGGCGAUUCGCGAGCUGGGUUGGCGCCGAUCCGACAUCGUCGUCUCCACUAAGAUCUUCUGGGGUGGGCCUGGUCCUAACGAUAAGGGUUUGUCGCGGAAACACAUCGUCGAAGGAACCAAGUCCUCUCUCAAGCGACUUGAUAUGGAUUACGUCGAUGUGCUUUAUUGCCACAGGCCGGAUACUUCAACUCCGAUCGAGGAGACAGUGAGGGCGAUGAACUAUGUGAUAGAUAAGGGGUGGGCAUUCUACUGGGGUACAAGUGAGUGGUCAGCCCAACAGAUAACAGAGGCAUGGGCAGUUGCCGAGAGGUUGGAUCUGGUUGGGCCAAUCGUUGAGCAGCCGGAGUAUAACAUGUUCGCCAGGCACAAAGUUGAAACAGAGUUCCUCCCUCUGUACACCAACUAUGGCAUAGGUCUUACUACAUGGAGCCCACUUGCAUCUGGUGUGCUCACCGGAAAAUACAACAAGGGAGUUAUUCCUCCUGACAGCCGAUUUGCAUUGGAGAAUUACAAAAACCUGGCCAACAGGUCACUGGUAGAUGACGUACUGAGGAAAGUUAACGGCCUCAAACCAAUCGCGGAUGAACUAGGGGUGCCGUUAGCUCAGCUCGCUAUUGCUUGGUGUGCCUCAAAUCCUAACGUGUCAUCUGUCAUCACUGGUGCUACGAAAGAGUCCCAGAUCAAAGAAAACAUGAAGGCCGUUGAUGUUAUACCGUUGCUGACUCCUGCGGUCCUGGACAAGAUCGAGCAGGUGAUACAGAGCAAGCCAAAACGCCCUGAGUCGUAUCGGUGAGGAGGAUCAGGAGAUGAAUCUUUCUACUCGAUUUCCUGGUUCUUGUUCGUGUUCCGGAAACCGAGAGAUCGAUCUGGUGAUUUGUGUGUCGUUCAUUUGAUGUCUUAUGUUGUUGUACUUGUUACCGUUCUUGGCCUUCGCUAUGCAUUGGGGACAUAGACGAGAAACAGUAUCUGUUGUUUAUCCUAUGUGACAGUGGAAAUUAUAACGGAACCAUAUCGAACGGUUCAGAUCGCGCUGUUUGGCUUA
This is a messenger RNA of Tarenaya hassleriana, 1349 nucleotides long. Its product is annotated as probable voltage-gated potassium channel subunit beta. NCBI's taxonomy places the organism in Eukaryota, Viridiplantae, Streptophyta, Magnoliopsida, Brassicales, Cleomaceae. The coding region runs from base 114 to 1100 and encodes 328 amino acids. The record is from RefSeq and is a predicted model, not a curated record. The transcript has 5 exons.